CAUCAGGGGGCUCAGGGUUGGGUCUUUUCGUGCUGGACACCGUCCACUCCCGCUGCUCUGAACGUGAACUGCAACGCCAACACCACAGGAGACUGUCUGGCCUAUGCGGAGCUGAACGAGCUCAUGAAGGACCAGAACCAGCAGGGCUACUGGCAGGAGACGGGCCGAUGGGUGGGCUACGAGGAGAACUACGACAUGGAAGCUGGGCGCUGGGGGCCGUCCCACAUCUCCUACCUCACCUUCAAGAGCAUAGUGCAGCUCAGAAGAACCAUGAACACCGGGGUGGUAAUGUUGGACAGGGAGGAACGCUCGCUCUCUAGCAUCGCAGAGAAAAUCGCGGACGAGAUGAUCAGUAAGAAGGAGAUCAGGCCUGGUGACCGGGAAGGUUUAGUUCAGGCCUUCUUGCAGAACCGCAGCCAGUCGGUGGAGACCCAGGCCCUGACCCCACCUCUGGAAAUGCAGACCUUCUCUGUCACAGAGAGGAGAGAUGCAUCUGACUGUGUGGAGGCCUCCAUGGUACUUGUAGGUGCACUGGACUUCUUGGAGAAGCCAACAGUGGCGUUCGUGCGGCUGAAGGAUGCGAUGGUCCUUGAGUCGGCGCUUGAGGCCCCGGUUCCUGUUCGCUUCAUAUUUGUACUGGUGGGCCCCACCAAGAGCGACAUAGACUACCACGAGAGUGGGCGCGUCAUGGCCGCCCUGCUCGCAGAUAAAGUGUUCAACCAGGCAGCCUUCCAGGCCCAGAGUGACCGGGAGCUCAUCGAUGCCAUGGCCGACUUCAUGGACUGCAGCAUUGUGAUCCCACCUACUGAGAUCCAGAACGAGGCCAUGCUCGCGCCAAUCAUCAGCUUCCAGAAGAAGCUCCUUCAGGAGAGGCUCCGCCCCUCAGACCCUCAGCUCCGCCUCGAUCUCAAGCCACGCAAAUCCUCCAUUGCCAAACCGCUUCCUCCAGAGGAUCCACUGGUGCGCACCGGUGUGCCGUUUGGAGGCAUGAUCAGAGAUUUGAAAAGACGCUACCAGCACUACGUCAGUGACAUCACCGAUGCCAUGAACGUGCAGGUCCUCGCUACUGUCAUCUUCAUCUACUUUGCUGCUCUUUCUCCUGCUAUCACUUUCGGAGGCCUGCUGGCUGAUAAGGUAGACAAUAUGAUAGGAGUGUCCGAGCUGAUGCUGUCCACAGCAGUGCUGGGGGUUAUCUUCUGCUUGGUGGCUGCCCAGCCCGUCCUUGUCAUUGGCUUCUCAGGACCUCUGCUGGUGUUCGAGGAGGCCUUCUAUGCGUUCUGUAAGGCUCAGGAAAUUGAGUACAUUGUAGGUAGAGUGUGGGUGGGCGUGUGGCUCAUCAUCAUCGUGGUGGUGAUCGUAGCAGCGGAGGGCAGCUUCCUGGUGCGCUUCAUCUCUCGCUUCACCCAGGAGAUCUUUUCCAUCCUCAUCUCCCUCAUCUUCAUCUACGAGACCUUCGCCAAACUCAUUAAGAUUUUCAAGGCUCAUCCUCUUAAUCUCAACUACGAGCAAUUGAACGACACGCUGGAGGAUCCAUGGCACCCAGUCGUCACUCACCACACCGUUCAAGACAAUUCAACGGGCAACGUGACCACAGUGACCAUCAUCCGUCACCGUGCCUACCCCAACACAGCCCUGCUCUCCAUGUGCCUGAUGUUUGGCUGCUUCUCCAUCGCUUACUUCCUGCGCAUCUUCAAGAACGGCUACUUUCUGCCUGGCAAGCUCCGCCGCUUGAUGGGGGAUUUUGGUGUCCCCAUCGCUAUUUUCCUCAUGGUCGCAGUGGACAUCAAUCUUGAGGACACCUACACUCAGAAACUGGUGGUGCCUAAGGGCCUGCAGGUGUCCAACCCUGCUAUGCGGGGGUGGUUCAUCAACCCCAUGGGCGAGCACAAGCCCUUCCCUGUCUGGAUGAUGUUCGCCUGCAUUGUUCCUGCUGUACUGGUCUUCAUCCUCAUCUUCCUCGAGUCACAAAUCACCACGCUUAUAGUUAGUAAGCCAGAGAGGAAAAUGGUGAAGGGAUCUGGCUUCCAUCUGGACCUUCUCAUCCUCGUCAGUUUGGGGGGGUGUGCAGCAUUGUUUGGAAUGCCCUGGCUCAGCGCAGCAACAGUGCGGUCAGUAACACACGCCAAUGCUUUGACUGUGAUGAGCAAAGGACCCAAGCCAGAGAUCGAGAAAGUCCUGGAGCAGAGGGUCAGUGGGGUAUUGGUGGCCCUGCUUGUGGGCCUGUCCAUCCUUAUGGAGCCCAUUCUGAAGAUGAUUCCCAUGGCGGCUCUGUUCGGAAUCUUCCUCUACAUGGGAAUCACGUCUCUCAGUGGAAUUCAGCUGUGGGAUCGCAUACUGCUCCUCCUCAUUCCCAAGAAGUACCAUCCCAAUGAGCCAUACGCUACAAAAGUGAAGACAAAUAGGAUGCACAUGUUCACAGCGAUCCAGAUGGUGUGCCUGGCCGUCCUGUGGAUGGUGAAGUCCAGCCCUUUCUCCCUGGCCUUGCCCUUCAUCCUCAUCCUCACAAUCCCUCUGCGCAUGUUCUUGACUGGCCGAGUCUUCACCGAGUUGGAGAUGAAAUGCUUGGAUGCUGACGAUGCCAAAGUGACAUUCGAAGAGGAGCCUGGAGUGGACAUGUACUCAGAGACACGGAUGCCGUCGUAGAAACAUCAUGCCAAUGUGCCAAAAUCUUCCGUUCCACAUUGACUUUUGAUGCAAAUUUAUAUUAUUUACUUAGGAAACAUGUUCUUUGUGUGAAAACUGGCCUUUCAUUUCUGAUUACAUACUUUGGUAUGUAAUUGCUUAUUAAAUGGUCUUUAUUUGCAUAAAUAUAUUCAAGCUGAAGGCAAAAAUGAACACAUUCGGUGUGUAACACAUCUGUGAUUCUAAGUCUUCCUAUGCUCUUAAAAAAGAUGGUUCCUCAAGGGUUCUUUAGUGUCAAAAAAUGCUUCUGUUUAGGAAAAUGAAGAAUCAAAGAACCAUUUGCAUGAUGAAAGGCUUCUCUGCAUCAUGAAAGGCCUCUUCAGGUUGAUGGAGAAUGUGCUGUAGAUGGUUCUAUAUAGCACCUUUUAUGAAAAGGAUUCCAUAUAGCAUCAAAAGGGUUACAAGCUUAAGAGCAGAACAAUAGCAGAACCCUUUUUAGUGCUUUAUAGAACCCUUUUUUUAAAUGGUUCUAUAUAGAGCCUUUUUUUUACCACAGAACCUUUGAAGAAUCACCUUUUUUAAGUGUGUACAGCAUCAGAUGAAGGUAGACAGAUGAAAUAUUGAGAAGAUUCUCCUUUGAAUGAUACUUGUGUUUAAUGUGUUGGUGUUUUAAGGCCUUUGUCGAGUUCAUUUCACCACAGAGUGUUACAUUAAUCUCAUAGCCUUGCAAUAUUGCAGCAUCCAAAGCACUUUCCUACAACAUUUUUAUGUUUUGCAGGUAUUUAGUUUCAUAUACUGGGCAUCUCCUCCACUUUGGCUUUUAUGAAGCUAUGAGAUCUUUGUUUUUGUAGAUGUUUCUAUAUUUUAGAGUGCACUUCAUCUCCAGUACAUAAAGGAAUGUCUUGCUGUUGUAAACUGUGCAGCUCAAGCCUAAAAUAUGCAAAUCGCUGUUAUCAGAAGAAAACCUUGUAUCUCCAAAAUGGUCACUUUACAGGAGAAGAAAAAAUCUUUUUCCAAGUCAUUU
Pygocentrus nattereri (red-bellied piranha) is the source of this 3646-nucleotide messenger RNA. RefSeq names its product solute carrier family 4 member 1b (Diego blood group) (gene slc4a1b). Bases 124 to 2643 code for a protein of 839 amino acids. The transcript is spliced from 18 exons. Gene Ontology annotation, cellular component: basolateral plasma membrane; plasma membrane. The record is from RefSeq and is a predicted model, not a curated record. Gene Ontology annotation, molecular function: monoatomic anion transmembrane transporter activity; solute:inorganic anion antiporter activity; bicarbonate transmembrane transporter activity. NCBI's taxonomy places the organism in Eukaryota, Metazoa, Chordata, Actinopteri, Characiformes, Serrasalmidae. Gene Ontology annotation, biological process: bicarbonate transport; monoatomic anion transport; regulation of intracellular pH.